Molecule: messenger RNA, 1467 nt
Organism: Morchella importuna
Lineage: Eukaryota; Fungi; Ascomycota; Pezizomycetes; Pezizales; Morchellaceae
Exons: 2
Coding region: 1-1467 (488 amino acids)
Molecular function (GO): protein binding
Source: RefSeq, a predicted model, not a curated record
AUGGCGAUGGGAAAAUCAAAGCCGUCAAAUCGACAAGACUCUCCUCAGAGGAAGGUAUUCGAAACUUUAUUUAACGGACGUGCUCGCCGAACCUUAUGCUUCGUGCAUUCUAAACAGGAGAAAGUAGCUGGGGUUCAGGAUGAGGCAGUCAAAGGUCCUACAUUGGGGAAUAGAUUUUUCUCGCUUCCCGUUGAACUGCAGUUGAGCAUAGUGAACAUGCUGUUUUUCUUCGAUUUACUCCACCUUCGCCAAACAUCAAAAAAAUUCAGAAACCUUACCAUCCAGCACGAAAGCCACAUUGUUAGGCAUCACAUCAACAUGUGGGUGCCUAAACAUAUAAUCGAACUCUAUCCUCCUCCGGUAAAUAAUACGCCUACUCUAAGCUAUCUUACCGACUUGGCAUAUAAACAGAGGGUAUCGACUCAGUUGGCGCUGGUGCUAGCAAAUCAGAUUGUUAAGGAGAUGAUGGGAGGCAGACAUCAAAGGGCUAUGACGAAAGAAGCCAACGAUUAUGUCAUUAGUCAAUUACGGAUUGGCACUUCGCCUCUGAUAUUUGCGCUUUUUCAUUUUUUGGAAACUUAUAGGGAGCGCAAACUGGAGCAUCUAUUGGAGGGUGAUUUGAAUGCCGCUGAAAGGCCGUCAACAAUUCUCAGCCCUCUCUCGCAUGAGAAGAAUAUGGCCCUUCAGUCGGAAAUCUUAAAAAUCUACCCUGAUGAUCGUCUCCUUCAAGUUCAUCAGAUGUAUCAUCUACUCCUACAUAUGCUUAUUCGUCGACUCAGCCCAUCUAGGAUGCCCUUUGGUCUUCGUACAAUUAGUCGUUGGAGUUCUCAACGACCCACUAACGAGGCUUUUGCUAAAGUUCUUGUUCUUGGCGGUAUCCGUGAGGUGUGGGAACUCUAUAGGAUUAAGGGUUACAGUAAUAGACGUAAGGCUCUUGAGAAAUACCUCAAGAAGCUGGAUUCGGAUAAAAUGCAACAUAGUACACCCAUUAAUGACCAUACCGAGAGCAGCUCAGCAACUGGCGCUAGCAAACCAGUCCCCCGCAGUUUGCCUGGACGGGGCCCGAGUCUAGAUAUCCCUUCAAAGGUGGCUAGGUUGGAUGUGGAUGAAUUGAUGGAUGUUUGGACUCCUGCUGCAGAGGAACGCUUAUUGUCCAGAGAAAUUGUCACAUCCUUGGAUGAAGUUGGUUGUUGUGGGCAUUUUGUGGCUCAAUUGUUGGGAAGUAAUGCAGAGACAGAUAAUGAAGAGGAUGGAGAAGAUUCCGAGGAUGAAGAUGACUCUGGAGAUGACGCCCCGGGCCCGGGUGCAGCAGAUGGGAUUCAUUACACUGGCGGCUCGACGUCUGUCCAGGAUAACAAUUGGGAUGGAGGGGAUUUGCAUGAGGAACAAGAACAAGAUGAUGAUGACGAUGAUGACGAUGGUUCAUUCGCGGAUGAUGAAGGAGCAGGAGGUUCCAACUCAGUUUGA